AUUCACACGGGUGCUGAACCCGACAGCUCCCGUGUCCGGCACCGUCUCUGUGUCUUUGCCGCAUUAAUACUUACAAGAAGCGCAAUAUCUCUCCAUAUUCUUUUAUUUUUCCAAUUUAGCGUGAUUUUUUUAGAGUUAUGGAAGGACUCUUCACAAAAUGUUUGUGCAACACUGUAGUGUACAUUAAUGCGGUUAUCUCUUAAACUUGUACGGAAUCUAAUGACAUUUGUGAGUUUUCUUGUGAUUUGCUAUCUCUCUUUUAUUAAUGGUGAUUUCAGUAAUUAUUUUCCAAGUUCAAGAUUCUCUCAGCGGAAUCUUUACAAUGACACUGAUAUGGUAUCAUCCACCGUAGGAUUGGAUCUAGUUCUGGAUGUCGAACAUGCACAGAUUGCACAGUUCAAUGAUGUUUGGUUUAUCUUCACCAAAGUCAAGUCCUUGAAUGAGCCCCUUGCAGUCAAGCUCCAUAAUUUCAUGCAUUCUCUCUUGCAUUUCUGUACCAGCACGCAGUCUCUUCGUUUGCAUAUCAUAAGCGACGUGAAUAGUAAAUUCAUUGCGCAAACUCUUCUGGAUGAUGCUCUCAAAGUGGCAAACAAAAGUCUAAGUAUUGAGUUCUACAAUUCCUCAGAAAUUUCAAGAAAAAUUCAGGGAAUAGUGGAUGCCAUGAGACCUCAUUUCAGUUCGCAACCGGAUUCCUACUAUAGUGAUGCUCUCUUCUUUAUAUCUCUUGGACUUCAUCUGGUGGCUCCUACGACUAUAAAUAGAGCUGCUAUGUUCGAUGUUGAUAUGGAAUUUAGAAGUGAUAUAGUUAACCUUUUUCAAGAAUUCGAUAGAUUUGGACCCCAGGCACUUUUUGGACUUGCUCCAGAGUUGACACCUGUUUACCGUCACAUUCUGUACCGCUAUCGAAAUCUUCACAAGGAUACCCUUUUCGGAAAGUCAUUGAUCGAAGGUGGAUAUCCAGGACUCAACAGUGGUGUCAUAUUAUUCCGAUUGGACAGGAUUCGCCAAUCCGAUGUGUAUAACAUGCUCUUACAGAAGAAUAGCUCUGACUUUUUGGCGAAUAAGUACAAUUUCAAGGUCUGAGGGACCAUCUGACAUCAUGAAAGUACCUGAGUCACCAUUUAAUUCAGAAAUUUCUGGACUCAAUUGAUGAUUGCUCGACUGCUCUGCAGAUUCCGAGAUUGGCUGUUUCAAUUGCGAUGGUUCAGCGGAGCCUUUCAAAGCGAUCGAUUCAUCUCCAGCCGAUGAUUUUUUCGAAUGAAUUCUCCGAUUUAAAAUCGAAUUAGGUUUAGGAGUUGGAAUUACUGAGCUAGUAGACUUUACUUCUCCUUUGCAUGUUGAGGGCUUAGGUUGGGGGGGUUUUGGCGGCGGACCGAGCUCUUUUGUCUCAACAUUCUUCUUCUCUUUCCGUGUAGGCACUACUUCAGGUUCCUCUUCCUUGCUGGUUUCGUAGUCUGUUACAAUUUUUUUUUUCUUCACCCUCCGUCCUCUUCCUCUCUCCUCUCCUUCGGAGGAAGAUUUAGAUUUUCUAUUGCGUGUUAGGCGAAUACAGUCAUCGUAGGCUGCUUCAAAUGUUUCUGAAACAGCGUUAAAGGGAUGACCAGAAACAAUGUAAACAAUCUAAAAUACUUAGCAAACAAGACAAAAGUUCAGUAAAAUUGCACAUAAAGAAGCCUUGCUAACACUGCUGGUACUUGAAAGGGCGAGUAUCAUAUUGAAAAAAAUUGAACUGGCAAUAAUUAACAUUAUUUGUUCCUUUACAUUCAAUACCUACUCAAAGAUAACACCCGACAGAGCGCAAAAAAUAAAAUUGACACUUUAAGGCUUCUACUACAAAGUCGAGGGUCUUCCGAGAAAAAAAAAAUUAAUCUUAUGAUUGAUAAUAUCACAAUAAGAUCUGUGACAGAAUUUCUUGUUAGCACACAAUUUUCAUGAUGGUAGGACUAUUUAAAAAAUAUAUAGUUUAUUGAAUAAUGAUAUUUAUAUUAAACAUGAAGUCACAAGAAGUAUGGGUGAAUUUUGAAAAUUUACUUUUUGCACUUACCAUAGGUUGAUUUGACAAUUUCAUAAUUCGUCUCCAUUGGGAUGGCUUUGGACGCUAAUUUCAGAGCCGUUAAAGCAGACUCACAGGGGUAUUUCAUUUCAUGUUUAUUUAUGAUCCAGAUAUUAGGAACCGUGUCCACUUCAUAACUUUCAUCAAACAGUUUCUUUACUACUGAAAACAUUUCCUGGAAAGAUGAAAGCAAUAAUAAGACUUGUUAACGGCAUGAACAUUAACCAAUAAAAACAUUAUCACAUUGAUUUUUGUGACAUUUGAAAUGAAAAACGCAUCGAACUUUAAUGUAUAAUACAAACUCAUUUACCAGAUGAACAACGUUAAGGGGAAAAAAGGACACAACUACAAGGCCGCAAAGGUAAAGUAACUUGUCUUCAGAGUAACCCACGUAUAAUUUAAUCAGUGUUGAAAAACAAUGUCCCUCAAAAUUCAAGUUACUUAGAAAUGUGGGUCGAAUGGAAAAAAAUUAACAGAACCCUUUCAAACGUUCAUGAAAUUUACAACAUUUUGAGGCUCUUUUUGCAAGACUGCUCAGUUUUUAAUUUCAAGAAUUUGAAAUGGAACUUAAUAAUAAUACUGAAAAAGAUUGUUGAUCGCCAAACCAGAGAGAGUUAAAAUUAAGCUUCAAUCACUUCCACACUUGUUUGUUUAUGCUUCUAAACAUACCUGUUCUUUGCAAAUUAAAUAAUACAUGCACUUUCUGUAAAUGCUUGUAUCGUUAUAAAGCAUCCAAAUUUACUUACUUUCAAUGGAUGAAAGUUGGUCACUUGUUGCACUGAUCACAAAUUACGUAGCUCAAAUAAUCAGUACCUAAAUCUCAAAGAUUAUAUAAGCAAAUUGAACAUUAUCUAAAACAACCCAAGUACGAUAAAUAGCGAACCAUAAAUUUAAUUGAAGAAAUAAAUAAAUGACUACUGGAAACUAAAAUGGAGUACGAUGAUCCUCAUAUUGAUGCUAAAAUUUAGGAAAAAAACUAUUGUGAAUCAAACUAUCAUGAUCAUCGGGGAGAUAAAGCCUUACAACAAAGACUUGACAAGUAAACAAAUUUGGACAA
Bemisia tabaci is the source of this 3110-nucleotide messenger RNA. RefSeq names its product Xyloside xylosyltransferase (gene Xxylt). NCBI's taxonomy places the organism in Eukaryota, Metazoa, Arthropoda, Insecta, Hemiptera, Aleyrodidae. Gene Ontology annotation, biological process: protein O-linked glycosylation via N-acetylgalactosamine. Gene Ontology annotation, cellular component: endoplasmic reticulum membrane. The record is from RefSeq and is a predicted model, not a curated record. Gene Ontology annotation, molecular function: xylosyl alpha-1,3-xylosyltransferase activity.